This is a messenger RNA of Salvelinus sp. IW2-2015, 567 nucleotides long. RefSeq names its product protein LYRIC. The record is from RefSeq and is a predicted model, not a curated record. Gene Ontology annotation, molecular function: transcription coregulator activity. NCBI's taxonomy places the organism in Eukaryota, Metazoa, Chordata, Actinopteri, Salmoniformes, Salmonidae. Gene Ontology annotation, biological process: regulation of transcription by RNA polymerase II; negative regulation of apoptotic process; positive regulation of angiogenesis. Gene Ontology annotation, cellular component: nucleus.
GGUCGUGGAGUGGGGUUGAUGGGAGGAUGAAGACUGAACUCAACACAUUACCCUCUGUACUUGGACUGAAGACUACAGAGCACAUCACCCAUCCUGCCUCUGAGCUACAGUGGGAAUGCCCCUCUCCGUCUGAUGAGUGGUCAGGAUUAAACGGUAUUGCAGCAGCGGACCCCAGCUCAGACUGGAACGCCCCGACAGAGCCGUGGGGGAACUAUGAGGGACCCCCGGUGGGAGAGGCCCCCGGCCCCCCACCCCAGGACCCUGUACCCAACCACCCCCAGGGGGAACAGGGGUCAGACGAUGACAAGGAGGAUGACUCUGCCGGGGGGGCUGCCAGGCCCAAGAAGAAGAAGAAGAAGAAGAAGAAGAGGGCUGAGGAAGGUGGUGGUACAGGACAGGUGACCUCUGACAGCAUGACAGUUAAACCGGUGGAGAGUCCAGCACUUCCCCCAGCAGGGACCAAACAGKCCCAGCCGUCCUCACAGAAAAUAUCCGACCCGAGCUUCGAUGCUCCCAAGCCGUCCCAGAAGAAGAAGGUCCGGAAAGAGACAGGAAGUUAAGAAACAA